AUGGAGUCGAGCCGCAAGCGAAGAACAGGGUUCAUCAAAGGGAAACUGGUGAAGUCUUUAUACCGAGCAGCAGCACCUGCGAAGCCCACCACAUCACCAACUAAUUAUUAUUACAGCUCGGAGGACAGUCCUCGAACUGUUUAUCAUCUUCAUCUUCAUCAUCAUCAGCCAAAGGAAAAGCUUGUUCCUUACAAUCCAAAUAGCAUCAUUAUAAUGAACCAGGAGAAAUCUGCACCUCCGUUGAAGCCAAAAGUUUCUUAUUACAUUCCACCGCAGAGUACGCCCUCUAAUGGUACUAAUACUGGAAAUAAUUAUUAUGCCAAGAUGGACAAAUCUUAUGGAGACGAAAGCGUUGAUAUAAAGGCUGCCAACUACAUAUCAUGUGUUCAGGAGCGUUUCAAACUUGAACGCACUUGUUAA
Messenger RNA from Lycium barbarum (goji berry), 420 nucleotides. RefSeq lists its product as uncharacterized. The record is from RefSeq and is a predicted model, not a curated record. The coding region runs from base 1 to 420 and encodes 139 amino acids. NCBI's taxonomy places the organism in Eukaryota, Viridiplantae, Streptophyta, Magnoliopsida, Solanales, Solanaceae. The transcript has a single exon.